Molecule: messenger RNA, 327 nt
Organism: Sphenostylis stenocarpa
Lineage: Eukaryota; Viridiplantae; Streptophyta; Magnoliopsida; Fabales; Fabaceae
Source: the annotation of a GenBank genome assembly
AUGGCUCCCGAUCUUGAGCUUAAGUCCAAAGAGGCUUUGGUAGAUGAGAACUAUUAUCUCGUCUACGACCUCUUCUAUAAGGCCAUUGGCCUCAACCCCAACAACGCCGACUUAUAUGCUGACCGUGCCCAGGUUAACAUUAAAGUCAACAACCUCACCAAUGCUGUUGUUGAUGCAAAUAAAGCAAUUGAGCUGAAUCCUUCUCACUCGAAAGCUUAUUUGCGCAAAGGUAAGGUAUGCAUCAUGCUUGAGGAAUGUGAGACUGCUAAGGCAUCUCUGGAGAUGGGUGCUUCAUUGGCUCCAGGAGACUCUAGAUUUACUGAUUGA